AUGGCCCCCAACGUCGCAAUUGUCAUCUACACCAUGUACGGCCACAUCGCCAAGGUGGCCGAGGCUGAGAAGGCCGGUAUCGAGGCUGCUGGCGGCAAGGCGACCAUCUACCAGGUCGCGGAGACGCUCCCCGAGGACAUUCUCAAGCUCAUGCACGCCCCCGCGAAGCCCGAGUACCCUGUCCUCGCGCCCAACGACCUCGCCGACUUCGAUGCAUUCCUCUUCGGUAUCCCUACCCGUUACGGAAACUUCCCUGCCCAGUUCAAGGCGUUCUGGGACGCUACCGGUCAGCUCUGGGCUGGCGGCAAGCUCGCUGGCAAGAGCGCCGGCCUCUUCAUCUCGACCGCUUCUCCCGGUGGAGGCCAGGAGUCUACCGCUGUCGCUGCGAUGAGCACAUUCGCCCACCACGGCAUCUCUUACGUCCCGCUCGGCUACGCCAACGCGUUCGCUCAGCUCACCAACCUCUCUGAGGUCCACGGUGGCUCGCCCUGGGGUGCUGGCACCUUCGCUGGUGGCGAUGGCUCGAGGCAGCCGUCGGCUCUUGAGCUCGAGAUCGCUACGAUCCAGGGCAAGAGCUUCUACGAGCACGUCUCCAAGCUCUACAAGUAA
This is a messenger RNA of Peniophora sp. CBMAI 1063, 609 nucleotides long. The record is from the annotation of a GenBank genome assembly. NCBI's taxonomy places the organism in Eukaryota, Fungi, Basidiomycota, Agaricomycetes, Russulales, Peniophoraceae.